Molecule: messenger RNA, 1970 nt
Organism: Xiphias gladius (swordfish)
Lineage: Eukaryota; Metazoa; Chordata; Actinopteri; Istiophoriformes; Xiphiidae
Gene: acat2
Product: acetyl-CoA acetyltransferase 2
Exons: 9
Coding region: 1-1188 (395 amino acids)
Biological process (GO): fatty acid beta-oxidation
Molecular function (GO): acetyl-CoA C-acetyltransferase activity
Source: RefSeq, a predicted model, not a curated record
AUGAACUCCCAGCCCGUCGUCAUCGUCUCUGCUGCACGGACACCAAUUGGGUCCUUGAAUGGUGCUCUGUCCACGGUGCCUGUGCACGACCUGUGCUCAGUGGUGAUCAAGGAUGUUCUGAAGCGGGCUGGGGUGAACCCAGAAGAGGUCUCUGAGGUUAUCAUGGGACACGUCCUAACAGCAGGUCACGGGCAGAACCCGGCACGUCAGGCCAGCGUCGGGGCAGGUAUCCCCUACCCUGUCCCGGCGUGGAGCUGUCAGAUGGUGUGUGGGUCUGGGCUGAAGGCCGUGUGUCUGGGAGCUCAGUCCAUUCAGGCCGGAGAGGCCACUGUGGUGGUGGCAGGGGGCAUGGAGAGCAUGAGCAGGGCUCCUCACACACUGCAAAUGAGAGCAGGAGUGAAGAUGGGCGAUGCCUCCCUGCAGGACUCGAUGGUGGCAGACGGCCUGACGGACGCCUUUCACGGCUACCACAUGGGCAUCACAGCGGAGAAUGUGGCUAAGCAGUGGGGUGUCAGUCGAGAGGAGCAGGACCGGUUUGCUGUCCAGUCCCAAAACAAAACAGAGGCUGCACAGAAAGGAGGACAUUUUGAUCAGGAGAUUGUCUCCGUCGUGGUGCCAUCCAGAAAAGGUCCAGUGGAGGUGAAGGUGGAUGAGUUUCCUCGCCACGGCAGCAACAUGGACAGCAUGUCCAAACUCAGACCCUGCUUCAUCAAGGACAGCAGUGGCACCGUCACCGCCGGAAACGCCUCAGGUAUAAAUGAUGGAGCCGCAGCAACUGUCUUAAUGAGCCAGUCGGAGGCUUUGAGGCGUGACAUUAAACCGAUGGCCAGAAUCGUUUCGUGGGCUCAAGCCGGUCUUGACCCGUCUAUCAUGGGAACUGGACCAAUACCAGCCAUCAGGAAAGCGGUUGAGAAAGCAGGCUGGCAGCUGGACCAGGUGGACUUAUUUGAGGUCAACGAAGCAUUCGCUGCCCAGUCCAUUGCUGUGGUCAAAGAGCUUGGCCUAAAUGUAGACAAGGUGAAUGUAAGCGGUGGUGCCAUUUCUCUGGGCCAUCCCAUUGGUAUGUCUGGCUGCAGAGUGCUGGUGACCCUGCUGCACGCACUCCAGAGGACUGGAGGACAGAAGGGAGUGGCAUCCCUCUGCAUUGGAGGAGGGAUGGGCAUUGCCAUGUGUGUGGAGAGAGUUUGAGAUAAAUGUUCAAUGUUGCUUUAUGGAUUGCCCUCAAUCUUUUUUUUUUUCCUUUCUUUUAAUGGAUGGGGUAUACAAUAUAAAACGGUGACAGUUUACCUGGGUUCUUGCAAUCACUGUAUCUGAGGCAAAUUGAUGUAAUUGUGAUUGCUGGAUAUUCAACAACAGCUUGCCAUUCUCACUGUGAACUUAACUUAAAUUCAAACUCUCAGGUUCGAGCCGUGGAGCAUGUCACUUAAUGUUAGGACUUCAGAAGUCUAAAUGAUAAUGACUACUGAGUCUAUAAAUAACAAAUAGUAUCUUAAAAUUGCUCAACAACUUGGUGUUAGAUUUUCAUUAAAGGCACUAAACUGCAGUCAGAACUUGAUGGAUGUUUCCCUUUAAAACCAGCUGCUGUAUAACAAAGCAAAGCACUUAAACUCUAAAGGCAAAGCUUAUGAUCCCAGUAUGGAGAGGCUGAGGAAGAUACACUAUUUUCUCUGUAAAGCAUGAUUUUUAACUUGUGGUGUAAUUUGACAAUUGUAAUAAGUAUUACAUAGAUUUUGCUUGGUCUAAAAAUCUGAUACUGAUACGCAUUCCAAUAUCUUCCCAUGUGGAAUUGGACCACCUUUCUCUGAUCAGUUGUGCAGACAGCAGCCUCGAAACACAGCUAAGUGCCAUAAGGUUAAGUACGCUCACCUUCUCUAAGAUAGUGCUUCCUGUACAUAGCCUUGUUUGUAAAAAUAUUUCCUGUGUUCUAACUGUUCGAAAAAUCAAUAAAGAAUUAAAAGCCAUAAGAGUCA